Melopsittacus undulatus (budgerigar) is the source of this 1257-nucleotide messenger RNA. RefSeq names its product WD repeat domain 88 (gene WDR88). The transcript is spliced from 11 exons. Lineage: Eukaryota; Metazoa; Chordata; Aves; Psittaciformes; Psittaculidae. Gene Ontology annotation, molecular function: protein binding. The record is from RefSeq and is a predicted model, not a curated record.
AUGGCGGCGGAGAGCAGCUAUAGGGACCUCUUGGCCGUGGGGCCACUGCUGGAGCCUUCCCCGACAGAGUGUCGCUGGGAUAACCGUGAGAUGGCAGCGCAGGUAGUCCGGGAGGGGAGGGCGGGCUGGAUGCUGGGCGCUGAGAUCCAGUUCAGUAUUCUGAGAGGAUACAGUGACAUUGUGAGCUCCUGUCACUUUUGCUAUGGAGACACAAAAAUACUGUCAUGCGCUUAUGAUAAAAUAGUGAAGCUCUGGGAUGUCGAGAAAGGUUUUCCUAUUCACAUUUUUGAAGAACAACACACUGGCCCAAUUUCUGAGUGCAGCUUGACUCCUGAUGACAGAAGGUGACUGUUUUCUGUCUUAAUAUCGUCAUAUGAUAACACUGUCAAGGCUUGGGAUAUGGAAACAGGAAAAAUGCUUUGGACAGCGGAACAUGAUGGCGUUGCAACUUCUUGUAAUAUUUCUUAUGAUGGUAGAUAUGUGGUAUCUAGUUCUGACAGAGAAAUUGCCAUACAUGUUUUUGAUUCAGUAAGUACAACAGUGGUGGCACACAUCCGAGGUCAUCACAAAAGUACAAUCACAAGAUGUUGUUUUGAUCCUGAUAACCAGAGAGUGACUUCAGUAUCAUAGGAUAAGACUAUAAAGCUAUGGGAUAUGAUAACACAAUCCACCUCAAUUACAAUUAACAAGGGACACAGCAAUGCUAUCUCAGAUUGCUGCUUUACCUCUGAUGGUCAUUACUUGUGCACAGCAUCCUGGGGCAAAAGUUUAAAAAUAUGGGAUAUAAACAGAGGAGAAUUUCAGUGUCGUGAACCUGUUUCCCUGAAUGAAGGACAUGAGGGUUCUGUUAGUUCCUGCGUUUUUAGCCAAGAUGCAUCCCUUGUUGUGUCUGGUGGAUAUGACAAAGCUGUAGCUAUAUAGGAUACAGAUGCAGCCUAUAAAAAGCUAAGCUUAAAGGGUCAUUGGGACUGGGUGACAGAUGUUGCCAUCAGCAGAAACAAAAAAUGGGUUCUUUCAGCCUCAAAGGAUUCUACUUUGCGAUUGUGGAAUGUUGAGAAGAUGGACGAUGUACCUUCAGUGACAGAAAUCAGAAAAGAAAGAGGCUCAAAAAUUGCUCAGUGUGAAGAUUGUGAAAGACCUUUCUUGUGCCUGCAACGUAGUGACUCUCAAAUGAUAUCCAAGUGUGUCUUCUGUCGUCUGCCUUCUCCACUGAGAAAAAUUUUGUCAUUGCCACCUUCUGUUUCUCCUGAUCUUUAA